Aspergillus brunneoviolaceus CBS 621.78 is the source of this 1514-nucleotide messenger RNA. RefSeq names its product enolase acuN (gene aspf22). Gene Ontology annotation, cellular component: phosphopyruvate hydratase complex. NCBI's taxonomy places the organism in Eukaryota, Fungi, Ascomycota, Eurotiomycetes, Eurotiales, Aspergillaceae. Bases 110 to 1426 code for a protein of 438 amino acids. Gene Ontology annotation, biological process: glycolytic process. The record is from RefSeq and is a predicted model, not a curated record. Gene Ontology annotation, molecular function: magnesium ion binding; phosphopyruvate hydratase activity. The transcript is spliced from 6 exons.
GCCCAUCCAUUGAUCGCAAUCGGACCUCUCCACCUCCUCUCCGUCAGUCAUUUUGGGUGCUCGGUGAACAACAAACCACUUGGAUUUCUCCCCGCUUCCUACCAUCAACAUGCCUAUCUCCAAGAUCCACGCCCGCUCCGUCUACGACUCUCGCGGUAACCCCACCGUUGAGGUUGACGUUGUCACUGAGACUGGUCUUCACCGCGCCAUUGUCCCCUCCGGCGCCUCUACUGGCCAGCACGAGGCUCACGAGCUCCGUGAUGGUGACAAGACCAAGUGGGGUGGCAAGGGUGUCUUGAAGGCCGUCAACAACGUCAACGAGACCAUUGCCCCCGCUGUUAUCAAGGAGAACCUUGAUGUCAAGGACCAGUCCAAGGUUGACGAGUUCCUUAACAAGCUCGAUGGUACUGCCAACAAGUCCAACCUCGGUGCCAACGCCAUUCUCGGUGUCAGUCUGGCCAUCGCCAAGGCCGGUGCUGCUGAGAAGGGUAUCCCUCUUUACGCCCACAUCUCCGACUUGGCUGGUACCAAGAAGCCCUACGUUCUUCCCGUUCCCUUCCAGAACGUCCUCAACGGUGGUUCCCACGCCGGUGGCCGCCUUGCUUUCCAGGAGUUCAUGAUCGUUCCUGAAAACGCCUCUUCUUUCUCCGAGGGUCUCCGCCAGGGUGCCGAGGUCUACCAGAAGCUCAAGGCUCUUGCCAAGAAGAAGUACGGCCAGUCUGCCGGCAACGUCGGCGACGAGGGUGGUGUUGCCCCCGAUAUUCAGACCGCCGAGGAGGCUCUCGACCUGAUCACCGAGGCUAUCGAGCAGGCCGGAUACACUGGCAAGAUCUCCAUCGCCAUGGAUGUUGCUUCCAGCGAAUUCUACAAGGUCGAGGAGAAGAAGUACGACCUCGACUUCAAGAACCCCGAGUCCGACCCCUCCAAGUGGCUCACCUACGAGCAGCUGGCCGACCUGUACAAGUCUCUUGCCAGCAAGUACCCCAUUGUCAGCAUCGAGGACCCCUUCGCUGAGGACGACUGGGAGGCCUGGAGCUACUUCUACAAGACCUCUGACUUCCAGAUUGUCGGUGAUGACUUGACUGUCACCAACCCCCAGCGUAUCAAGAAGGCUAUCGAGCUCAAGUCUUGCAACGCUCUCCUUCUUAAGGUCAACCAGAUCGGUACUCUCACCGAGUCCAUCCAGGCUGCCAAGGACUCCUACGCCGAUGGCUGGGGUGUCAUGGUCUCCCACCGUUCCGGUGAGACCGAGGAUGUGACCAUUGCCGACAUUGCCGUUGGUCUCCGCUCUGGCCAGAUCAAGACCGGUGCUCCUGCCCGCUCUGAGCGUCUUGCCAAGCUGAACCAGAUCCUCCGUAUCGAGGAGGAGCUUGGUGAGAACGCUGUCUAUGCUGGCAGCAAGUUCCGCACCGCUGUUCAGUUGUAAAUGCAGCGACAAGCCUCGCCGCACUUCCGAAUUAACAUUUUAUCAAACUUUUGAUAUCCCUUUUUGAAGGGGCAUCGCCUCACUGCGU